This is a messenger RNA of Amyelois transitella, 4778 nucleotides long. Its product is annotated as trichohyalin. The coding region runs from base 185 to 4699 and encodes 1504 amino acids. The record is from RefSeq and is a predicted model, not a curated record. The transcript is spliced from 22 exons. NCBI's taxonomy places the organism in Eukaryota, Metazoa, Arthropoda, Insecta, Lepidoptera, Pyralidae.
AAUUUGCUUGCUCAAUGCAAACAAGCUUGCUUGCCUUAAUAAUUAACAAAUAUUAGGAAUAUUUAUAAAAUAAGAAUAAAGCUAAUUAGAUCGUAAGUGAGCAAUGUGUCCGUGCAGAAUGAAAACCAUUCAUUGAAAUUUUUCUUACUUAGUAGUAAACCGAGAAAGGGAUUACAAUUACAAGAUGGAUAAAGACAUCAGAACAGAUUCAGUAGACUCUGGCGCCGAAGAGCCCUUGCCUCCUGGAGUUACAGAUAUUCCAGUUCCAAAAAAGCCAAAUCCCCUGAUGAAGACCUUUGUACCAUCACCAAUGGUGAGCCCGUCCAGUCCAGGAAUGUUGAAUGCGAAGAAGAAACUGAGGGCCUUCUCCAUCCAGAAGAAAGCCAUGAUUUCCUCACCAGUGACAGUUCCCAAGCCUAUCACCUCAGGAAGCACAACAGUCCUCAUUGGCAAGCUGAGCGGGGUGAAGGUGACCCCGAAACCGGAACCAGAUCCCGAUGUCAAGAAACCCCCCAAACCACCUAAACCCGGGAACAACAGGAAGCUUUUUCAAGAGAACUACACAGAGAUCCAAAAGAAGAAAGUAGCAGAAAUAGAGGAUAUGAAGCGUAAGAUGGAGCUCGUUGAGCUUGGCAUUCCUCUGGGGCUGAUCUGCCCCACGUCCAGCAGCGUUCAGGCUAUGCCAACUAAGGCCAUGCCGCCUAUUAAAUCAUUCUUAGAUCCAGCUAAAGUGGAUGAAUUGAUACGUGAAGCGAAACAAGCUAAGGCAGAAGGCAAGGAUUUCAAAUUCGAACUUUCAAAAUUUUUACCUGACUAUGAUAACCCUUUUCAACGCAAAAAAGAAAAGGGAGAUGAAGAAGACGAUAAAAAAGAUAGCAAAGAGUCUGCUUCAAAGAAAGAUAGGUGGAACCAUGACAGAUUUGAGUUUAAGAGACACAAUGACUAUAGAAAGAAAAGUGAUCGAAGCAAGUUUUAUAGUAAAGAUAGGAAGGAUAGUAAAGAUAGGAAAAAAGAUAAAAGUAGAGAUAACAAAAAAGAUGAAUUCAGAAAGACAGAAAAGGCCAAUGAAAAAGUAGAAAAGAACAUCAAAGAAACUGACGUGAACCUAAACGACUACUUGGUGUGUGAUAGUUGGUCCUUAGAUACAGAAGACAAAACUAACAGUUCUAGUCCUAAAGUAGUCGAUAAAACCGCACAAGAGACUGCCUCUAUUCCGCUCCCGGACGAUUUACCUAAGAAAGAUGUAGAAGUCAUUGAAAAACCUAAGGAUUCGAAAGCAACUGUUAAUAAACCAAUAAGUGUUGAUUCAGUCAAUGUGCCAGUGAAAGUAGAAAAACUAAAACCAGUCAUGGACUCGUUCAAAUACGAAUUAGACUCGAACGAAGAUGAAGUUUUAGAUAUAUUCGACGAGGACACGGAAAUAGAUAAAUAUGCAAAUCCGACUAUUAAAAAGCGGAGACCGUACGAUUCACCAGUUUCUUUGAAACUCUACGAUUGUGAUCAAGAGCCUACUACAGCUGAUGAUGAGAACUUUUUGGAGUCUGUGAUAAACGAGAUAAAGCAGGAGGACAUGAGUGAUUUAAGUCAGGACAAAGGUUUAGUUGAGUACGAUAUGUCUCCUGCUAAAGAUGAAGAGAUACGAAGACCAGAUAACCGGGAAUCUGUGACACCUGAGUUGGAUGAUCGUAUGAGGGAUUUGACAAGUCAGCAGAGUUCUUACUCUGAUGGUUAUAGGUCAUCGGAGAGUGGUUACAAGUCCAAAGAGAGCGGGUAUAAAUCUGAUAGGUCGGAUAGUUUUAGAUUGUCUGUUGAGAAGGAUAUGGAUGAUUCGUUGGAACGGAAGGUGUCCAAGAGUACGAUGGAGUCGCUGGAGACUUGGAGUUUCAUCUUGAAGAUCUGUCAGCCGCUGUUAUUUAGACACGACAAGAAUAAGUGUUAUAAAGAGACCCACACGACGCCCAAGCUGUGGUUCGCGGAGAACCCGCGGCGCUGCAGCUGCGUGAAGGACCGCGCCGUGGUGUACCGCGAGCUGGAGACCUGCAAGAUGGCGCUCGUGGACCGCGUGUACGGCUGCGACCAAAUCGUAGAAGGUCCCUGCCCAGCGUCUCAGCAGUGGUACCCGCGCCAGUCGUCCAGCCUCACAGAGCACAGCAUCCCGCUCACCAACGAGUGGGAGAACGACGAGCAGGCCGACUCUGUCAAGGACCCCAGAGUGAACAGACGUAGCGACACGCCGCGGAACGAGGAGAUUUACCUCGACAGGGAGUAUCAAAGAUUUAUGGAAGCAGUCUGGCCGGAAGUGAGCGAUAGUAAACCAGACACGCCUCCCGACACGACGCCGGUUAGACAGUCGAGGAAGAAGAAGAAGGAGGACGAUGGAGAAGAUAAGAAGAAAACGAAGAAGAUCAAGCUGAGCAGCGAGGGCUGGAGCCAAGAGUCUGAAGUGGAGGAAGACGAUAAUAAAAGCAAAAGAGUGAAGGACAAAGAGCGGCGCAAGCGCAAGCUCUCCGUGACAGGGACGGAAACUGACAGCGACGAUGAACGGAAACGGAGGAAAAUUGGCAAAAAAAAGGCGAACAAGAAAUUAAAAGCAAAGGAGGCCAAACGCCGGCGGCUCAGCAAGAAAUACUUGCGGAAACUCAAGGAGAAGAAUAAGAAGAAGAAGAAAAUGGCGAAGGAGAAGUCAGACGCUGAGUCCGACGAUGAGAAAGAAAAGAAAAAAGAGAAGAAAUUAAAGAAGAAAAAGCAGUUGAAGCUGAAGAAAGCGCAGAAGAAAAAGAAAGCCCGCGCCAAGUCCAGCUCCAGCUCGUCCUCGUCCAGCGAGAGCUCAUCGGAGAGCUCCUCCGAUGAGAAGAGAAAGAAAAAAAUUGAGAAGAAGAAGAAGAAGAAGGAGAAGAAACGCAAGCACUCCACCGACUCCACCCAGAGCGAGGAGCUUUUCGACGUGAACAUCCUGAAGAACAUCAAGACGGAGAGGGAGACUGACGACGAGAAGAGAAUGGAGUUCUCGCCGCGGAGACAGGGCGGGAAGCCGAGGGAGAUCAUCAAUGUUAAGGAGCUUCAGAAUGACUUUGUCGGCAACAACAUUCACAUAAAGCAGGAGAGACAGGAGAUGAACGAGAAGGUAGUCACUCCCGAAGUGCAAACGCCGGUCAAGGAACCGGAUGUUGUGGAAAUUAAGAAGAUCAACUUUAAGGAACCAGAACCACAACCCCAACAGGUGGCGCCACCGAAAACCACGCCGCCACCAGAACCCACCCCCCCGGAGAUUACCGCACCGGAGGAAACCUCGCAGUGUUCCUCGCAAGAAUCCAUCGUCUCCAGCAAGGACCAAUACGAGAAAGACGACAGCCAUCUCAGACCUUCCUCUCAGAACUCCAACUAUAGCUUCAAAGAUGUCAUGGCCAGCCACGGUUACCAGAAAGAUGAGAUGGACAGUCGGGAAUAUCAGAAAGAUGAUAUUUCUAACCAAUAUCAGAAGGGGGGUGAGAUAAAAAAUAGUGUUUAUGAGAAAGGAGACGCGAUAUCAACGCUUGGAUAUCAUCAAGCCAACGAGAUUGCGACUCGUGAUUAUCAAAAGGAGGUCGCUGAUCAUGGUUAUCGGAGAGAUGAAGUUUCGAAUGGUGGGUAUCAAAAAGAGCACGAUAUGGAGCCCCACGAGUACCAGAAGCACGAGGACUACUCCCCGGCCAACUACGAGGUGUACGAGCAGUUGGCCUUGGCUUACCAGAACGACGUCGCCAGCCAGAGCAAUUCCUCGAUGGAUUUCACUCAAGAUGUCACCUGGUCGGACUCCCACCGCAUCGAGACGGUGGUGGGGGGGCGGCGGGGGGAAAUCAAGUGCGACUGGAGGGCGGGGGACCGGCCGCCCGACCGCGACCGGCCGAAGCUCAGGCCCUCUAGAUGGGGUUUGAAGCCGGGCGAGGUGAACAUAGUGCUCACGCGCGGCGAGCCCGUCUACCGCAUCCAGAGCAUCGCCAACCGCGCCGACCACAACACCAUGAGUUACGACGAAGCGUACAUGGAUAUGUACGGCGCGGCGGACCGCCUCCAAUACGGCGACUGCUUCUCGGACGCCGCCCCCGCCCCCGCCACCGCCCCCGCGUCGCACCUCGCCCCCGCGCCCGCCCCCACCCCGGCCGACCCACGCCGGUCUACCCUGGAUGACAGAAUCGACUUGGCGCUCAAAAACACAGUUUUAGGUGAUGUGGCGAAGGAUGCGAACGAAGACGAUCGCGAGGCUCCGGAGAAGGGGAUCCUGGUCAGCAAGGCCAAUGCUACUCGCGCCGUGAAGCGCGUGAGUUUCGCGGACGGGUACACGCCCGGACAAGACUCUGACGUGGAGGCGCCGCCCAAGAAGAAGAAGAAGUCCCGCCGCUACGGCUGCGCGUGGCCGUGCCCCGCGUCGCACCCCGACCACGUGCCGCUGUGGGACGCGCUGCCCCCCCCGCCCCCGCCGGCGCUGCCCCCCGCUCCCCCCGCCGCCCCGCCCGCGUCCCCGCCGCCGCCCGCCGCGCCCGCGCCGCCGCCGCCCGCGCUGCUGGCCGCGCUGCGGCGGCCCGGCGUCUCCGGGAACUUGAUGGCGGAUCCGAUGUUGCAGCAACAGUUGGCGCAUCAUCACCAGAAGUUUGAUCCCAACUCUUCGCUGCCGCCGUUCAUGCCGCCGGAGCCGCCCCCCGGCAUGAUCAACUUCCACUGAGAUGAUCACAUAGUUGUAAGAAAUAAUUGACUCUUAUACCAAUUAUUGUUAACUUUUAUCUGAUGACAUAUGUGAUAAU